Salvia hispanica is the source of this 1030-nucleotide messenger RNA. Lineage: Eukaryota; Viridiplantae; Streptophyta; Magnoliopsida; Lamiales; Lamiaceae. The record is from RefSeq and is a predicted model, not a curated record.
CUUAGUUUAUGCAAAGGAUGGUGAUGGUGAGACACUCUUGCAUUUGGCUGUUAGAUCCAAUCAACUUAAGAUUGUAGAUUACUUGGUGGAAAGUAGAAAAAUAAAGAGACUAGCAACGAAUUCCAGUGGCGAAACAGCAUUGGAUAUCUUGCGUGAGAGCUUUCACGAAACAGAUACAUAUAAAGAAAUGAGAAGAAUCUUGCAACGUUUCGAUUCUCUGGCAAUGGUCAAACAGUUCCCCAAGUUGACCGAAAUGGCAAUGGUGGUGGUGAUUCUAAUAGCCACGAUGGCGUUCCAGGCGGCGGUCAACCCCCCGGGGGGUGUGUGGCAGGAAGACAAGCCAUCACCCGACAUUUACACGCCAUCACACAAAGCGGGCAGAGCAGUGAUGGCAACUAAUAGUCCUGGACUAUAUAUAUCCUUCCUUGUUGCUACCAACACGGCUUUCAUUUCAUCGAUGAUCACAAUCGUCCUCAUCAGCACCGGAGCGCCACAGGUAGAUUUUGUCUUGCUGGCAAUCACGACCUAUUCGAUGUGGGUGUCGAUUGUGUCUAUUGGAGUGAGCUAUGGGGUUUCUUUACUCAUGACCAAUCCUAUGGAAACAAAAUCAAUUUCCGAAAUAGCUACCAUAGUAGUAGGUGUGUUCGUCGGCAUCAAUAUAUUGUUGGUCAUCUACUUCCCCAUACGCACCAAGGUUUUGGGGGGGCUUAAACAAACAGAGACACAAAUACAGAGUUUGCUGCAAGUUCUUGCAAAUGCUGACGACAGUUUUCCCAAACGUGCUACUGUUUCUUUGUGUUUAACUAUACAAAGAUGGGUUGGAGUUCUUACCACCGGUAAUUGAAGAUAUACCCAAUGCUUCAAUGUAAUAGAGAGUCGAGCGUAAUUAUAAGCUCCAUUUCGGGUUUUCUUUGUUGGUUCUUUCCCGGAAUGCAAAAUAGAGUCGAACCAAUCCUAGGAUUAAGUCUUAAAGACCUUGUAUUCAUAAACAACUUGAGAAAUCACAAGACUCCUCUAUUGUUUUCGUCUA